AUGGACAGCAUCCUUCAGAAGCUGAGGAAUUUGGACGCCUACCCUAAAAUCAAUGACGAUUUCUUCAGCCGUACACUCUCCGGUGGCAUUAUUACCCUCGCCUCUUCCCUCCUCAUCCUCUUGCUUUUCUUCUCUGAGCUCAGACUAUACCUCCACACUGUUACAGAGUCAAAGCUGCUUGUAGAUGCUUCAAGAGGGGAAACCUUACAUAUCAAUUUUGAUGUAACUUUUCCUGCUAUCCGGUGCUCAUUACUCAGUCUUGACACAAUGGAUAUCAGCGGUGAACAACAUUUUGACAUACGACACGAUAUAGUCAAGAAAAGAAUUGAUGCUCAUGGUAAUGUAAUAGAAGCUAAGAAGGAUGGAAUUGGUGCACCAAAGAUUGAUAAUCCCUUGCAAAGGCAUGGUGGAAGGCUUGAGCAUAAUGAAAAAUAUUGUGGUUCGUGCUUUGGAGCAGAAAUGUCUGAUGAUGACUGUUGCAACUCAUGCGAUGAAGUUCGUGAUGCAUAUAGGAAAAAAGGUUGGGCACUGACAAAUGCAGAUUUGAUAGACCAGUGCAAACGGGAAGGUUUUAUUCAAAAGAUUAAAGAUGAAGAUGGUGAAGGAUGUAACAUUGAAGGAUCUCUUGAAGUUAAUAAAGUCGCUGGUAAUUUUCAUUUUGUAUCUGGAAAAAGCUUUCACCAGUCAAACGUUCAUGUGCAGGAUUUGCUGGCUUUCCAGACAGAUAGUUACAAUAUAAGUCACAAGAUCAAUAGAUUAGCUUUUGGUGACUACUUUCCUGGCAUGCUAAAUCCCCUUGAUGGUGUACAGUGGAGGCAGGAAACACCGAAUGGUAUGUACCAGUAUUUCAUCAAGGUGGUCCCUACAUUAUACACCAAUAUUAGAGGCCGUACAAUUCGCUCAAACCAGUACUCUGUGACAGAGCAUUGUAAGAGUUCAGAGUUGGGACACUCUCAGCUGCUUCCAGGAGUUUUCUUCUUUUAUGAUCUUUCUCCAAUUAAGGUGUGUUACUUGGUCCACAUCUAA
Molecule: messenger RNA, 1026 nt
Organism: Prunus armeniaca (apricot)
Lineage: Eukaryota; Viridiplantae; Streptophyta; Magnoliopsida; Rosales; Rosaceae
Source: the annotation of a GenBank genome assembly